AUGGCAGAGAUAUUAGUCGAUGAGGGAUUACUUAGGAUAUUCAAAAUUAUAAUCUAGUUUUAUGGAAAAGUUCCUCUUAAGUACCCUGCCUCAAGAAGCUAACGAAAGGCAGUCAUCUUAGUCUAAGAAUUAUCGAUAAAAUUAGUCAGUUUUGCUAUUUUAGAUACUUACUAUUUCUUGAAGACAUUUAGAAAAGGUUUGAAGAUUAUUAGUUCAAAUACAAAAUUUCCAAGGUAUUGAGUAAUAAUAUCUGCAUUUAGAUUCUUGCAAUAAUCAUUGACACCAAAAUUAUAAUUUUUGUCGUUCUUCUGUAUUACAAAUUAAAAGUUAAAACAAUUUUUAUUUUUAAUAUUUUUGAUGAUGAUUGAUUGUUUUUAAUAAUUAUUUCAUUUAUUUAUUUAUUAUUGA
This is a messenger RNA of Paramecium pentaurelia, 408 nucleotides long. NCBI's taxonomy places the organism in Eukaryota, Ciliophora, Oligohymenophorea, Peniculida, Parameciidae. The record is from the annotation of a GenBank genome assembly.